This is a messenger RNA of Symsagittifera roscoffensis, 2933 nucleotides long. RefSeq lists its product as uncharacterized. The transcript is spliced from 9 exons. NCBI's taxonomy places the organism in Eukaryota, Metazoa, Xenacoelomorpha, Acoela, Convolutidae. Gene Ontology annotation, molecular function: protein binding. The record is from RefSeq and is a predicted model, not a curated record. The coding region runs from base 4 to 2772 and encodes 922 amino acids.
UGUAUGGAUCGGGUGUCCUUUAGCGAUUCCUUUACUAUCGGGGUUCAUUCGUCUCGACCUGACAGUGUCUCAUGUCUGGAAUUGAAUCAUCCCAUGCCUCAGUCGAGUCAAACUAAAGGGCUAUUGUACUCAACUGGGCAAGAAAUAAGAGUUCUGGAGUUUGACGAGGACUCGGAAAUCGUGAACCAUGUUCCGUUUUCAGUAGAGUCUCAACAUCAUACAGGAUGUGUUGCUUGUAUCUGUAUUGCUCGAAAUCAUAUAGUAACAUGUGAUUUUGACGGAGAAAUAAUUCUUUGGGACCGAAUUACUCGACAAAUCCUGGACACAUUAGAUUUGACUUCACAGCAGUUCUCUUACGCGACUGACUUGUUUUCGCUGCAGCUGGCAGACUUAGACUUGAAGUCGAAACAGUUGUCUGUUACAGACAAAUACGUGGCCGUUGCUCUUGAAGGAGUUUUCAGAUUGAUCCUGCUCGAAAUUGAAAAUGGUAAUAGGUUGACAUUCGUAUCCACGCUCAGCACGUGCGUCGAAUUCAUUCGAUUUCUCCAACCUCUCAGCAACUCUGAGAACAGCCGAAAAAUUGAGCUGAUGUCAGUUUGCAGAAAUAUACCUCCGGAUGUAGCAAAAGGAAUGCAUACUCCCCGUGACAUGGAUCCAUUUGGUUACAGAAUUGAGUUCUAUGAUUUCCAGGAAUUGAGUGGAUCAGAUUUCAAAUGGAAGCCGAAAUAUGAAAUUUUUCUUGAAGUGGAUCAGAAAAUCGGUUUAGUUUGUUGCUGCGAAGCUUUCUGUGCCUUAAUGUACAGAUCUUCGCGGAAAAUUGCACUUGUCGAUUUGAAGUCACACUCUCUCCUUACAGUACUAUCAUGGCAACAUUUGGGAAACUGUGCCCCCAUGUUUUACGACAACAUACUCAAAUUGAUAAUCAGUGCGGGAGUGUUAAUGUGCAUCAAUCCUGCAAACAUUUCCAACAAUGAAGUCAGCAACUCAAAUCAUGGUAAAGAAUUGGUAAUUAACUUACCUACGAAACAAUAUGUGCGCGCCGGCAAAGCAGUAAAAGAAGAAUUUUGGAAAGAAUUUGAGAAAGACGGAAUUCAAUUUGAAUUUAUAAGCGAAGAUGUUGCGGAUGUGUAUGUGGCUCUGAAACAAAUCUCGAAUGAUUUUGUGGUUGUGUUUACCCAGUACGAAAUAGUGGUGUCAAAGAUCGCACGGGUUGACCGGAACUCAAGCUUUGGCGCAAUCGACCGUCGUUGCUUGUUCAACAUUACUUGCAUUGGUUGUGCGUCCAACUGCAAAUAUGUGGCAGCCGGUGAUUUCUCCGGGCAAAUAGUCGUCUCGGAUUUGGAUCGUUCGGCUCACGAACUGGCCAGUCAAAAUGCAUCUUCAAGCGAAGUGAAAGAUGGCGCAGUUGGGGUUAAUAUGAAGUGUAAUGGUAAUAUACACGGACUGUACAGUGCAGAAGAAAGUGUGAGGUCUCUCAGAUGGCAUCCGAGCUACGAGGAGGUGCUAUUUAUGGGACUGUUCAAUUCUACCCUCGUUUUCGUUGACGUGCAGUCGGAUCAUUGUGUUCCAGUUCAAAUCGACAACAUAUCAUCAGGUGCUAUUACAUGUUUAAAGUGGUCACUUCCGUUCUUCCCCACAGCAAAUGAACAGAAAAACUACGGACAAGUCUAUUCACAAUUCGGCUCGGAAGUUGCAUCAAGUUCAUGUUUCGAUCACGCUGCUGCUAUUUUAUUGGUUGGAACUACCUCUGGUCACGUGGUACUCUACAGACAUGAUUUCUGUUUCAAUCGAAAGGAACUGAUGAACAAGUUCGAAUCUUCAGAGUCGGGUCACAUAGACGGAGGGUUGUUUGUUGCGUCAUUUACGAAGCUCACUACUUUUUUGGCUCAUCAUCCAAUCGCGGAGUCCAACGACAACUUCGGAUCGCUGGGACACUUUGCAGAAGUGUGGUCAUGUGCCUGGACUCCCAUAGGACACCCCCUCUCUCCCCAGCAUUUUGUCACCUGUUCAGAGGACCAACAAGUGCGAGUGUGGUCACUCAAUUCUGAAAUAGCGGCGGCUAAGGCUGCUGAUCCAGACACGAGUUUCGACGAAAUAGAUGAUGGCGAGGGAGAAGAGAGGGCUUGGGUGACUGAGAACAAACCAGUGUCAAGUCCAGUUUACGUGUUGACCGGCCACAGGUUCGCAGUUACAUGUCUUGAUUGGCAGCUACUGGAACUAGACCAUUCUAUGCAAAUCUCCGACCAAACCGCAGCUGAAGACGGCAUUUCGAAUCCGGAAAGACACAUCAGUUUCCUUUGCUCGUGCUCCGACGACAAAUCGAUCCGAGUUUACCGUGUGUGCGAAACAUUCCGACGACUUAAAUCCGAUGUGAACAAAAAAAUCGAGCUCGAGGGCUCAGAACGAAGAGUUCAGACUGAAACAGAAGACGUUCAGAGUUGUGAGAUUGAGUUCAAUUUGGUCAUAUUGUUGUCGACUUCGUUUUUAGCUGAUUGGCAUACACUCACUUACACGUGUUUGCAAUCUACGGGUUCGCAUUUGGCAGUCGUGACUCAACACGGCUACCUUCUCGUGUUUUCGCUCUCGCAAGCCGAAGUGGUUUCGGACGUGGACGCGAAUGAUGUUUGGGAGUUCGUGCAUAGGCCCCAGUGCUGUGUCUUCUGCAAGAAAGUGGCUAAUGGGUCCUUGGAAGGACUGUCAUGGAGUGGAAACAAUUUAUGUAUGAGCUCUGCAGAUUGCUGUUUAAAUGUGAAAUCUAUUCAAUUUAAUUGAAAUCUAAAUUAGUUUAAUUAAAGUUAACAGGCGCUUUUGAUCUACAUGAAAAAGCAAUUCGCAAGACUGAAAGUUUGCAACUGAUUUGAUGUGCCAAAUUUUUGCUAGUUUUUAGUGAUUUGUUUAUAACACCAUAAAUAUUUAUAUUUGGAAAAAUUCUU